Messenger RNA from Thyridium curvatum, 1143 nucleotides. RefSeq lists its product as uncharacterized. The transcript has 4 exons. Bases 1 to 1143 code for a protein of 380 amino acids. Lineage: Eukaryota; Fungi; Ascomycota; Sordariomycetes; Thyridiales; Thyridiaceae. The record is from RefSeq and is a predicted model, not a curated record.
AUGCAAGUGGGCGAGGUCGUGUUUUUGAGCAACCAACAGCCAGCUGCACAUAUUGCUCACCAGCAAGCCGAACAGAUUUCAUCUUCAUCUGUCUGGGAGUCAAGGCGAAUUACAUCUACUGUUUCAGAGCUCAUUGCCGACAUUAUCGUUAUGGCUCAACUACGAAAGACCCUUCAAAACAUCAGAUCACGAUGGUCCGCUUCGAAUGACAAUGACAAAGUCCUCGACCUGCAGAAGACCCCCCUUCUUGAACAAGCCAAACAAGACACAGAAGCGUCUCUGAACACUUCGCCUCCAGGCUCGCCUCGAGCGUCGUUGCCAAAUAUUCCAAGCCCCGAUCAAGAAAGCUUCGAGUCAACAGCCGAUCCUCAGCGCUCCUCAUAUCUAUUCAAGCUACCCUUGGAGUUGAGGACGCUGAUCUAUAUCGAUAUCUGGCAGCUGCUGGGCUCUAGCCAGCACAUUUUUAUCAAGGGAGAUGGAUACUCCUAUACUCCCUGUGUCGUGCGUUCAGGCGAAGCAGACGAGCGACCUGCCGAAAUAAAAAGGAUCUGGGAAGAAGAUGGGGGCUGGUCCAUCCGGCAAGCUCUCUGGAACAAGCGCAUGUCAAGCUCUUGGGGCACUCACUGGAAGUGUCUUGAGAGAACCCUCGUGGCUCCCCCGGGACAGCACCCUGUUUUGACAAUGUUGCUGCUGUGUAAAAGAACGUACCUCGAGUGUCGAACACCAAGACUCAAGAACCUGAGCAUUACGUUCACCCGCGUGCGGAUAGCACAUCACUUUUGCUGCGUGCGAAAGAUGCCGAUCAUGGAGAACAUAACGCAUCUGGUCAUCUCCUUUCGAGAGGCCGGCAGCAAGGACUACAGGGCAUUUUACAAUCUCCUACUACAUGUGGAAAAGCUUCCGAACUUUCGGGAGAUGGAUGUUUGGAUGGAUGUUCCGGGCUUGAGUAUCGCAGAGUUUCUGCUUACUAUCGGCCAAACAUAUCACGAUAGGGGAGUUCUGUCGAAGAUAACAUUCGAUGUCCCGAUAGAUGUAGAUGAGGUGCUGGAAGUUGAGAAGCAUUACCCUCAGGUUACCAGGGAGUUUGUUGCGUUCGAUUUAGGAGGUGAACUUAGCAUCGUUCGGGAGAAGAGAGAUCUUUAG